UAUAUAUGAACCAUAGAAGAAUACAUACAUAAGCAUAACACCAUCUUCAAACAAAGAAUCAUGAAGAGAGUACAAUCUUCUGCAGCAAAUUAUGAGAGUGGUAUCAUUGGUCCUCAAUAUCGUGUUCCUCAUUUAGUUGACCUAUCAAUUGUGAGAAAUGUCACAACAUUAACUGAUAAUUUCACAGUCAAAGAUUUUAAUGGCAAAAUCUUUUUCAACCUCAAAUCCCUUUAUGAUCAAAGUCUCUUACUUGAUGCAGCUGGAAAAUCUGUUGUCAUGACGCUGCGACGAAAGGCGAUGACGGGGCAUGAUAGAUGGCAAGCUUUUCGAGGUGAAAGUACAGAGGUGAAAGAUUUGAUAUUUAGCGUAAAGCGAUCAACCAUGUUUCAAACAAAGAUCAAAUUAGAUGUGUUCCUAGCUAGUAAUGCUAAAGAAGAUAUUAGUGAUUUUAAGGUCAAAGGAAGUUGGUUAGAGCGAUCUUGUGUUGUUUAUGCGGGUGAAUCUCAUCACAUUGUUGCCCAGAUGCAUAAGAAGGAGACUGUUCAAAGUGCUGCGUUUGGCAAAGAUAAUCUCACGGUUAGGGUGCAUCCCAAUGUUGACUAUGCAUUCAUCGUAGCAGUGAUGUUGAUUCUUGACGAAAUUAACCAAGACAAAACAUGACAACAACAGUAGCAAUUGUCCGCAAAGUAUAGCUUAACGAAUAAUAUCAAAAUUGUUAAGUUGGAUAUAUUUUGUGAUUACUUGGAUUCGAACCCAAAAUUGAUAUUUUGAGUUUUUAGGUGUGCAAGCUUGAAUGACACACCUCUCUGCAUAUAAGCAUUUACUUGGAGAGCUAUUAGUUAGGAUUUUUUUUUGUUUCAAUCAAUAAGAGAAGAGAGUUAGUUGAAUUUAAUUAAGUUGGUUAUUUGCCAACUAUCUCUAACUUUCAGUGUAUAUAUAUACUUAUGUAUAUUCACUCAAUUAAUAAAAUCGUGAUUCAU
This is a messenger RNA of Medicago truncatula (barrel medic), 980 nucleotides long. Its product is annotated as protein LURP-one-related 15. The transcript is spliced from 3 exons. Bases 61 to 660 code for a protein of 199 amino acids. The record is from RefSeq and is a predicted model, not a curated record. NCBI's taxonomy places the organism in Eukaryota, Viridiplantae, Streptophyta, Magnoliopsida, Fabales, Fabaceae.